CAGCGUCUGAGGACAAUGGCGGCGAGGCGCGCGCGCAAGCUGCAAACCGUAUUCCUGAAAAGUCAUACUUGCUAUAAAUUAGGGCACGGUUCCCUCUGGAUUUUUUCGAAUGCAUCUGCAGCAGCAAAAAGAAAAAGAAAUUGAAGAUAGAGUAGAGAUGAAGGGCGGGAGGACAAAGACGGAAGCGGCGCCGACGCCGACACCUCCCUCUCCAAAGCAAGAGGACGAUAAUGGGGUGGCCGAGGAAGAUGAGGAGGAGGAAGAAGAAGAGGAUGAAGAGGAAGGAGGAGAAGGAGAGGACAAAGAAUCGGAGGAUCGGCCAAAGCUCGACGAUGGGUUUUACGAGAUUGAAGAUGUGAGGAAAAAGAGGGUUCGCAAGGGUCGACUCCAGUAUCUUAUUAAAUGGCGUGGCUGGCCAGAGACUGCAAACACCUGGGAACCUGUCCAGAAUCUCCAAUCCUGCGCUGAUAUUAUUGAAGCCUUUGAAGAAAGCUUACGAGCCUCCAAAUCCUCUCGGAAGCGUAAGCGCAAGUAUGGGGGUCCUCAUAUUCAACCCAAGAAGAAACGCACCAGUGGCAAGCUUGAUGGGGAUUCUCUGCUCCCACCCACUCUAGAAAGACCCAAUCCUGCAAAUGGAAUUGGGCCAGAUAAUACUGCAGAUGAUAAAACCGAAGGUGAAGGGGAUGGUGUGGAGGAGCAUGGAAAUAGUGGUAGUAAGGCGGAACAACCUGAGCAGCCAACAGAGAAUGGAUCUGCCGGUGGCCUGCAACACGGGGAAAGGAAAACAGAAAAUCAAGACAAUGCUAAUCGAGGUGAACUCCAGCGAACAGGCUGUACUGAGGAGAACUCUGGGAACAUUUCAAUCCUUUUCCCUGAUAGCAGGCCUUCAGAAGAAGAUGUUUCUACAGAUGGGCAUUCAAAGAUUGAAUGCAUGCAACUUGCUCAAAGCAGUCGUUUCACUGGAGCCAAGAAGAGGAAAUCUGGUUCUGUGAGGAGGUUUAAACAGGAUCUGGCUGCAGGUGAUCCCGAGGAGGCUCAGAAUGCAGCUGCAAGGAGUGCAAUUGACUCUCGUGAUAAGUGUGACUUAUUGGGGAUCGAAGAUGUUGAAUCAGUGGGGGAUGAAGCAGGCGAUAGAAACAAGCUUGAUGAUUGCACAAAUCCACCUUUUAUUACCAAGCUCAUCAAGCCUAUUGGUUACUCUGCUUCCGUAUCCAACAAUGUACAAGAUGUGUCAGUAACAUUCACGGCUUUGAGGUCUGAUGGGAAGGAAGUGGUGGUGGAUAACAAAUUUCUGAAGGCCAACAAUCCACUGCUGUUGAUUGGCUUUUAUGAGCAGCAUCUUCGCUACAGUCCCCCCAUAUGAAUUUGGGUUCCUGGGAGCCUGUUGGGAUUUGCUUAAUUCAGUGGAAGUGGAUGUUACCUCUCCAGAUGCUUCUUGUCAUUUUGGUUUCUGGUUACUGAAGGAGGCUCUAUAAGCUGAUUCAUUGGGCAUCAUAAACAUGCUCAUGCUGUUGUUGAGUAGUUUAUCUUGACAUGUGUGCACUACAUCUAAUGAUAUGUUAGGUGUUUGCUGCGAAUUUCUGCUGAAGCUGGCUGGCUAACAGAAAUGGGUAGUGGUAUAUUUCCAUCUAAUGCCUGUGUUGUUUUUGCUAUCCUAGUUGUAACUAUUCCAUAAAUUCCUUUUCCGUUCUUGGGAUGUUUUCAGCUAGUAGUCCCAACGUAUCUUAUUGUAAUAUGUCAGGAUGUAUUCGAGCAAACCUCCCACGGAUUUAAUCUACUCUUCCCUUUGAGGUUUGCUAAACGCAGUAGUGUACAAGGCAUGUCAUCAAUAUGCUGUAAUGUGUGCUAGAAUGGCAGAUGGUUGUGA
Messenger RNA from Magnolia sinica, 1867 nucleotides. RefSeq names its product chromo domain-containing protein LHP1. The record is from RefSeq and is a predicted model, not a curated record. Bases 110 to 1363 code for a protein of 417 amino acids. Gene Ontology annotation, biological process: heterochromatin formation. Gene Ontology annotation, cellular component: nucleus. NCBI's taxonomy places the organism in Eukaryota, Viridiplantae, Streptophyta, Magnoliopsida, Magnoliales, Magnoliaceae. The transcript is spliced from 7 exons.